CAUCCAUCACUGAGUUAUCGUUUGGUAAGGAGUAUACAGCCGCCGUGGAGAGUAAACAGGUCGCGCAGCAGGAAGCGCAACGUGCUGCGUUUAUCGUUGAGAGGGCGAAGCAGGAGAGGCAGCAGAAGAUUGUCCAAGCUGAGGGUGAAGCAGAAGCAGCUAAAAUGUUAGGUGAAGCAAUCAGUCGUAAUCCCGGUUAUUUGAAGCUGAGGAAGAUUCGUGCUGCACAAAACAUUUCCAGGACUAUUGCAAAUUCCCAAAAUCGUGUCUACCUCAGCGGAAAUUCGCUCAUGUUGAAUAUCCAGGAUAAAGAAUUCGACGAUCAAAGCAACAAACUGAAAAAUGGCUCAGGAUCUGGAUCAACAUACCUGCGUGACUACUACCAAUCCGGCGACUCGGCCCACAACGACGUCCCCAGGGAAGAAGCGAAGAACAUCGUCGAGAAUGCAAUGGCGGCAGCGCGUCGUGUCACCGGUUAAAACCAUCUUCUCCAAUUAUCACCAUCAACAUCCAAACCGCCUGUUUUCCUUCAUCGGCUUGGUGGCAUUUAAACAUAUGUACAUUUACACUCCCAACUUAUACAAGAGAAUAUAAAUCAAACGUUGAAGUUUUUAUAUAGUAUA
This is a messenger RNA of Dalotia coriaria, 623 nucleotides long. RefSeq names its product prohibitin-2-like. The record is from RefSeq and is a predicted model, not a curated record. Bases 165 to 479 code for a protein of 104 amino acids. The transcript is spliced from 4 exons. Gene Ontology annotation, cellular component: membrane; mitochondrion. Lineage: Eukaryota; Metazoa; Arthropoda; Insecta; Coleoptera; Staphylinidae. Gene Ontology annotation, biological process: mitochondrion organization.